GCACAGUUGCUGUUUUUUGGUUCAGUUAAACCGACAUCAUGGCGUCAGAGAAAGACCUUCUGGUGGCCGUGGCUGUUUUUGUUUUUGCCCUCAUUUCACACAGUGAGGGCAUAAUCGGUGGCGGAGAGGCGGCGCCACACUCUCGGCCCUACAUGGCCUCCAUCCAGGUGCCAGAAGGAGAGAAUAUGAAACAUGAGUGUGGAGGGUUUGUGGUAGCCGAUCAGUGGGUGAUGACUGCAGUUCACUGUCUGCCAGAUGGGCCAAAUGGAAGGAAAGUAGUGCUGGGUGUCCACUCCCUGAGUGAACCUGAAGAGACGAAGCAGACAUUUGAUAUUUUGGAACUUCACAAUCACCCAGACUUCAGCAUGUCAAACUAUAACAAUGACAUUGCUUUAAUUAAGUUGGAUCGACCAUUUAAUGCCACUGAUGCUGUGAGAGCAGUGCAGUUCCUGAGAGCGGGUGGCACAAACCCCAGCAGAGACGCAGAGGUGGAAACUGCCGGAUGGGGAUCCCUCGAUAACCUGGGCUCCAGACCAGACAAGCUCAGGGAGGUGGUCGUUGGUGUGGUCAGCUCGAGUCGGUGCAGACGUUCUGAUUACUUUGGCAAAAAGUUCACUACUAACAUGAUAUGUGCACACAAAUUGUGUCCCGACCCCUGUGAUCAACCACAUAAGACACAAGACAGCUGUGAUGGGGACUCUGGAGGUCCUCUGCUCUACAAUGGCAUCGUAGUGGGCAUCACUUCCAAUGGAGGAAAGAAGUGCGGCCAAGUCAAAAAGCCUGGAAUUUACACCAUCAUCUCCCACUACACUGAGUGGAUUGAUAACACCAUGGGCCUGCAGUCCACUGCAACACCAGACCAGAGCAGCUAAAUAAAGAGCAGAUAUCACAGUUUCUGUGUUUACACCACAAUCCUGCUUGUGCUGAGUCACUGAUUAUUUUAUGUAGAUAUGAAGCAAAUGUAUUCAUAUGUUCGACACAAGUGUUCUUAAUUAUAACCAGCGCAUGGCUUUAGACAUAGAUCUACGGUAUAGCACACAUGCAAUAAGAACCUGUACAAAAUAGCCAUCACGUUUUAAAGAAAUCAAUAAAAUACAGUUGAUUCACA
This is a messenger RNA of Plectropomus leopardus (leopard coralgrouper), 1108 nucleotides long. It is a transcript of the gene cfd, whose product is annotated as complement factor D (adipsin). Gene Ontology annotation, molecular function: serine-type endopeptidase activity. Lineage: Eukaryota; Metazoa; Chordata; Actinopteri; Perciformes; Serranidae. The record is from RefSeq and is a predicted model, not a curated record. Gene Ontology annotation, biological process: proteolysis.